AUGACGUCUGAGAAAUACGAGCAGGACAAACGACGAGCGUUAGCAAAGUGGUUUGCUGACGGAUGCCCCUUCGAAGAGGACGAAGAAGUUCUAGGAGCCGGCAGAAGUAACUCUGUCAGUAGCACAGGACAUGUUGAUGGAAACACAUUUUACACGCAGGAUUGGUCCACUCAUAUCCCCGGGAAGGCAAGCUCGCUUAAUACUUCCGCCGGAAGAACCAAAGCCACCGACUUUUGUAAGGACAAUAAAUAUCGUGGUAAAGAUUUUAAACCAGGCAAACUUUCCGGUCCAGUCGAGAUACUUAAGAGAGAUGAUAGGAAAUCUAAACCGAUUAAAUCUAUUGAACGAACUCAUUGGCAAAAAUAA
Paraglomus occultum is the source of this 366-nucleotide messenger RNA. The record is from the annotation of a GenBank genome assembly. NCBI's taxonomy places the organism in Eukaryota, Fungi, Glomeromycota, Glomeromycetes, Paraglomerales, Paraglomeraceae.